UUAACUGGUGGCGGCAACGUAAUUUAAACAAUUAACAACUGCUAGCGAGCGUUUUGGUUGGUGGUACCUAUUAUCGUAAGAUUUUUCCAUAAAAGACAAAUAAAUAAGAAAUAAAGACAACUUAACAUGGCUUCUACUGCAGUACCACCAUCCGCUCCACCACCUCCACCAGCUGCUCCAGCUAAAGUAGGAUUCCCUUCAAAAGUUUACAAUGGUUUAAUUGGUGCCGUUGACAAGCAUGUGCCUGCAAAAUUACGUCCUUUAUGGAAUCAUCCUGCUGGUCCCAAAACUGUUUUCUUUUGGUCACCUAUGUUCAAAUGGGGUCUUGUUAUAGCCGGUUUAAGUGAUUUGGCUCGUCCCGCCGAAACAUUGUCUGUUUCACAAUGUGGUGCCUUAGCUGCGACUGGUAUUAUUUGGUCGCGUUAUUCGUUAGUGAUUACCCCCAAAAAUUGGAGUUUAUUUUCGGUGAAUUUAUUUGUGGGUCUUGUACAGUCUGUACAAUUGGGACGUGCCUAUUUGUAUCAAAAGGAAAAAUCUGAAAAAGAAGCAGCGGCCGCCUUAGAAGCAGCUAAAAAAUAAAUUAGGAAAAUUUUAUUUCUUAUAAUCAAUACGGAAUUUAGUUUGUAUGUAGUCAAACGAGUCGAGGUGCUAAAAAGUAAAUGAAUUUCUUAAAGUGAUAUUUUAAAUAUUUACAUUAGAAAACACGUUUUUAUCUCUCCUCAACAAACAUUUGUUAAAUUAAUAACAAAUAGCACAAUUUUUUUAAUAUAAAAAACCACUAAUAUUUAAGUUAACAAUUAGAUAUUAAUUACUAUCCCAAUUUUUUUGUUCUUUUUGUAUUUUUUUUUAAAUAUUUUUUUUUUAUUUUCACCAAAAGAUGUCUCUAUUGACCAUUCUUGUUCAAAGAUUUAUACUUCCAUAUAUUUGUUUAUAUAAAGGGAGAGACUUUUUUGGGGUUACAAAUCGAUAAUAAGUGUAAAGAUGUAGGCUAAAAAUUAACAAAAUAUUUUAGAAACAAUACAAUUGUGUUUAAAAUAAAGGCUGUAAAAAGAUUAAGCAAAAUAUAUACAAA
This is a messenger RNA of Calliphora vicina (urban bluebottle blowfly), 1072 nucleotides long. Its product is annotated as mitochondrial pyruvate carrier 2-like. The record is from RefSeq and is a predicted model, not a curated record. Gene Ontology annotation, molecular function: pyruvate transmembrane transporter activity. Lineage: Eukaryota; Metazoa; Arthropoda; Insecta; Diptera; Calliphoridae. Gene Ontology annotation, biological process: pyruvate import into mitochondria. The coding region runs from base 127 to 579 and encodes 150 amino acids. The transcript has 5 exons. Gene Ontology annotation, cellular component: mitochondrial inner membrane.